Messenger RNA from Stomoxys calcitrans (stable fly), 1349 nucleotides. RefSeq lists its product as uncharacterized. Lineage: Eukaryota; Metazoa; Arthropoda; Insecta; Diptera; Muscidae. The record is from RefSeq and is a predicted model, not a curated record. The transcript is spliced from 2 exons. The coding region runs from base 142 to 810 and encodes 222 amino acids.
UUUUCGACUUUUAUAUGAGACACCGGAUUCAUAUAACCCUCCACUACUCCACUAAUAAACAAAUAAUAUAUUUUUUUUUAUCUGUGAGAAAGAUAAAGCAAAGUAUAUUAAAUUGAACGAAUUCGGACGAAAAUUUUCAACAUGGAAGAGAUUACACCUGUUAAUGACAAUGAUUUAAAAGAUUUGAAAGAGCGCAUGAAUUUGAUUGCCCAAGCUGACCCCAAACAGUACCACAACGAUUUCUCCCUAAAGCGUUUUCUGAGAGCCUUCAAAACAGUUGACGAUGCAUUCCAGGCCAUAUUGAAGACUAACAAAUGGCGAGAGCAAUAUGGUGUGGAGACAUUGGACAGUGUCGCCGCUUUGGAGCAAUAUAAGGACAAAGCCAGAGUUCUACGCCAUAGGGACUGCUUUGGACGACCAGUUGUAUAUAUACCAGCCAAGAACCAUAAUUCCAGCGAGCGUGAUAUUGAUGAGAUGACAAAGUUUAUUGUCAAGUGUCUGGAAGAAGCAUGCAAGAAAUGCUUCGAAGAAGUCACGGACAGACUUUGCAUUGUUUUUGAUUUGGCCGAGUUUAAUAUCAAUUGCAUGGACAUGCAGUUGGUCAAAAAUUUGAUAUGGCUGCUGAGCAAACACUAUCCCGAACGUCUCGGAGUGUGCCUCAUUAUCAACUCCCCCGGAAUAUUCUCCACAGUUUGGCCGCUAAUAAGACAGUUAAUUGACGACAAUACCGCCAAAAAGGUGGUCUUUGUUAACGACGAAACUGAGUUAUGUAAAUAUCUUAUACCUGACAUCCUGCCCACCGACAUGUAAAAAUGUCACGACGGAUCGAUACAUACAAACAAGGCCAUUGUUUUCUUAUCAAAAUCAAUGGGCAAACAAAUGUACCUUACAAAGAUGCUAUAGAAAAUUUACUCAGUCGGUCCUAAUAAGUGAAAACAUUCCUUACAAAUGAUCCAUAUGUCCAUAAUCUUAGUUAAAAAAAAAAAAUAGAAGCUGUGUGUAGUACUAACAUAGUGGACUGUAGUAUGUAUAUGUACCUUGGGUAUUGAUUUCAAAAAUGUAUUGUAAAUGUGUAUUAUUUUUGCGAAUGUGUCUUUAUCAUACAUGUAAUUACGUAUUGUCUAUGUAUUAUAUGAAAUUUUUAUGUUUGCCAGCUGUUACAAUGUUUUCGUUCAGUUCUGAACAUGAAACCCCACGUUUCAAGGAAGAAAAUGUAAUUGUGUAAACUUGUAGUAACAACCAUAUACAAUAUAUAUACCUACCUACCUACCUACCUACUAAACGCUAAGCGGGAUGAUGUUAAUAAAUGUAAAUCUAACCAAAUAUACAUAUAUAUAUAUAUAUAUAUA